Cladocopium goreaui is the source of this 1920-nucleotide messenger RNA. Lineage: Eukaryota; Dinophyceae; Suessiales; Symbiodiniaceae. The record is from the annotation of a GenBank genome assembly.
AUGGCGGCAGAUACGCGAAAUGCCAUGAAGAUCAUGAAGUCCUGUAUCUUGGAGCUGGAAAGUCAGAAAUCGCGGAACUGGUCUCGAGCCCUCGACCUCUUCUAUCGCCACGCUGGCGCAGAGGUUGAGCCCGCGGAGCGCGAACUCAUCGUGUUGGGCAACAUGGCCAUCGGCGCGUGUCAAGGCCAUUGGGAAGCGGCACUUCAGCUCUUUGGACGAAGUUGGGAUCUCACAGUUUUUGCGGCGUUAUUCCACUCCCUGGGCCUCGAUGCCGACCACUUCAGCUUUGGCGCCACCCUGCAAGCCGUGGGACGCUCGUGGCGGAGUUCAUUAGCGCUGCUGGCAGAAAUGCAACGGAGGACCAUGGAGAGGAGCGUGAUUUGUCACAACUCAGCCAUGUCAGCUUGCGGCAAAGCACAGCAAUGGCAGCUCGCGCUGCAGCUCUUUGCGGAUUUGGGCGGUGAAGCAACUGCAGUGUCGCUGAACACGGCCAUCAACGCAUGCAAAUCGAGUAGGACCUCGUGGCCCUUCGCCUUGACCCUCCUUGACGACGCCAACGCCGACGUGGUCUCCUUCAACGCGGCGCUGGCCGUGGCCGGGGUCGCUGCGUGGUGGCAGGUGCUUGGGCUGUUGGAGAUGAUGAAUGUCAGAGGAAUCAAGGCAGAUGUCAUUACCUACGCGACCGCCAUCAGCGCAUUGCGCGGACUGGAUCUAUGGGAACAGGCGCUCGCGUUGUUACAAGCAGCAGGUGAUGAAGUGGAUGCCUUCACCUACAGCGCCGCCAUCAGCGCCAGCGCUUCGCAUUGGCCCCUGGCGCUGCAGCUGCUGCGCACGGCGCAAGACCAGCGUCAUGGCACGGUGGCGGUGCACAACGCGGCCAUGAACAUUUUGCGGCAAGCGCAUCAGUGGGCCUUGGCUCUGGCCCUCUUCGCCUUCGGCCCGGGCCAGGGCGGCCAGAGCGGCCAGGGCGGUGUGCAGCGCAAGCCGCAUCCCAACGAGGUCUCCUUCGGCACGGCCAUCGCCUGCGCCGGCGAGAUGAAGCACUGGCCGCUGAGUUUGACCCUGCUGGAGGAGUCCAUCCGUCUGUCGCUGCGCACCCCGCAGCUCCUCGGUCUCGCCGUCACCGCCCUCCUUUCAGCGACACCUCCGCAGUGGCCGAGGGCCCUGGCGUUGGCGUUGGCGCAGAAAGCUGAUGUGAUUGCCUUCAACUCCAUCAUUUCAGCUUGCGCUGCUGCUAGUCGCUGGCAAGAAGCUUUGGACAUCUUCGGCUUUUUGGAGACCUCAGGAAGAGCUGAUGAAAUUUCCUACAGCUCUGCCAUGAAGGCCUGUGAAGAGGGACAGUUUUGGGAGCUAGCGCUACAUUUCCUGGACGUCUUGGAAGAGAGGACGAUGGAAGUUGAUGUGAUCAGCUACAGCAGUUGUAUCUCAGCUUGUGACAAAGGCGCCCAGUGGCAAAGCGCCUUACUGUUGCUGAAGCUGAUGCCUGUGAGAGCGCUACAGGUGGACGCCAUUUCACAAAGCGCUGCGCUCAGCGCCUGUGAAAAGUCCAGCGAAUGGACGCAGAGUCUGUCGUUGUUGUCGGAGUUUGCGGAGUGUGAUCUCAUACUCUUGAACUCGGUGAUCAGUGCAUGCAGCAAGAAGCUGCAGUGGAGGGUGACCUUGGAAUUGCUGCAACAGAUGGAUGAUUCGGAGCUUGAACGCGACGAAAUCACGCUGGAUGUGACCAUUGCGGCAUGCGCGGGCGUGGUGCAAUGGCGUUCUGCACUGUCGUUGCAGAGUGGCACCAGAACUGUGGGUUGCUGCAUUGGCGGCUUGCGCGCUUGCGAAGCCGCCAGUGGCGAAGCUGCGGCACUGCGGUCUGCGCCACAGCUGGUGGAAUGGCUGCAUGUGCAAGGACUCAAAGCCUUGAUGACCGGAUAA